This is a messenger RNA of Caenorhabditis angaria, 611 nucleotides long. NCBI's taxonomy places the organism in Eukaryota, Metazoa, Nematoda, Chromadorea, Rhabditida, Rhabditidae. The record is from the annotation of a GenBank genome assembly.
AUGCAGAAACUUUUCGUCGUGUCAAUUCUUAUUUUGAGUGUUUACAGUAUGCCAGUUGAUCAAGAAUUGGUUGGAGGAAGAUCUGUUCCACAUCCAAGUAAGUAUAAGGGGGUUCUCCAAGAGAAGUACACAGAAAUUAAUUAUGUGUGCAAUAGAGCAAACUUGAAUUUUUUCCGAUGAAAUACAACCUCUCUAACAAAGAAAAUAAUAUAAAAUUGGUAACUUUUGAAAAAGAUUAGCGUUAUCAUUUGUGAACUACAAAUAUUUGUUUUGUCGAAAAAGGCGACGAAAACUUUGUUUACUAUCAGCUUUCCUCUUUCUUAUCAAUCAAAAACCAAUGUCCAACAUUUACAGACAGUGCAGCUGGACAAGCUUUCGCUAAUAAGGAUUUGUCAGCUGAUGGCAAAACUGGAGGAAGAUCAGUGCCUCAUCCAAAUUCUGCUGCUGGCCAAGCUCUUUCAGCUGGAGCCACCGGUGGUUCUUCAGUUCCACAUCCAAACUCGGCUGCUGGACAAGCGUUGAGCGAGAAAACUGUUUUAGAGGGAGGAACUCAAGUUAAGCCAUGGCUUAAGAAUCAACCAAAUUUGGCUAACUUGAACAAAGAUGAAUAA